UCAUGCCGAUGCUGUUUGCAAUAAAAAAUGGGCUGCCUCUCUGAUCUCCUCGGCGGAUAUCUUGGCUUGCUCCGCCGUCUGCUUUACUACAUCGGGCAACUUGUUCAGAGCUGCAGUGUUAGAAAUCGUAUGCUUAACCUGCACAUACACACAUCGACACUCCAUUAGCACUCCUUCAGAUCGGCUCCUUCCUCACGUAUGCGAGUGUGAGCAUAUGAGUGCAUGCCAAGAAAGGUUGGUAUGUGUUUGCGGGCUUUACCGCGGCGAUUGCGUCGCAGAAACCGAGGCCGGCGGCCCCUUGCGCAGCGUCCUUGGCUUUGCCCGGGAACUCUUUUGCGGCGUCGAUCAAGACCCGAACCUCCUCUGCCAACCUGCAUACAUUGAUAUAAGACAGCAUUCGCCUGGAAAGCGUCCUUUGACCUGUUGCAUUUACGUGCCAUAGGCAGGUGUGUGAUCGAUUGUUUACGGGUCUUACGCGGGGAUUUCUCUGAUGGCGGUAGCGGACGCGUUAAGAGAAGGUCUCGAGGGCAU
Messenger RNA from Vitrella brassicaformis, 531 nucleotides. Lineage: Eukaryota; Vitrellaceae. The record is from the annotation of a GenBank genome assembly.